CCCAGUCGCUAAGCCGCUCCUCAACAGUCAACAUGUAGACAAAUUGCGAAAUUCCUUUUUCAGAUUUCUUUCAUAUCAGCCCAUCGGAGACGGAGAGUCUCCUUCCGUUGUCGUCUCUCCGCGGAGAACGAAGAAAAUCCGAAGCCGAAAGAUCGCUCGUCUUCCUCCUGUGUUGCAGAAGAGUCGGACAAACAGCUUCCGCCGCCGGCGCGAUCUCAAUUGAACCCGAGAUCCAUGGUAAUGUCUCUUCCUCCAGUUCAAUUUGGUCGCUCUUCUCUUCUCCUGGUUGUCAUCGACGGUCCCUCUCCUUUUUCUCGCCCGCGGUUUCUCUCCUGAUCAGAGGAAUUCACGCAUCCAUAUCCUCGAUUGAUAGUGUGCCUACAUGAGUUUCUUUGACUGGCUUCCGGAAUUAGGUUUAGUUAAGUUCCAAAGAAUUCAACUCAGCUCGAUAACGUGUGUCCUCGAGUUUGUUCUGUUGAGGCUGAAUUGGGCUGCAACAUUGUGGUUUGUUAUUUACCGAGCUCCUGAAGCUCUGUGUUGAUGUAGCUUUCGCAAAGCGUUGAUUGGGUCUAGUUACAGAUUGAUUUAAACCUCUGCCUUUUUGAUUGUUGGUGUAGGUUCUCCUACAGCCCGACCCUUUUCUUAAUGAACUCACCAGCAUGUUUGAGCACAGCACCGAGAAAGGCUCGGUUUGGGUCACUCUCAAACGAUGUAAGUCUCAUCCACGCUGGCUUAUGGCGGUGUAGAGUUUGAAUGUUUGUUGAUGGUUUUGGAAUCCAUUGAAGGGUGUUGAACUGGUAUGCUUGUUGUUUCUCGUGACUUGAAGCAUCCUUGAAGUCUAAGGUACAAAGGAAUAAGAUGAAAACUGCUGGUGAACCUCUUGACUACAGGUGCCUCAUCCGUGCAACCAAUGGCAAGAAGACAAUCUCUACUUCCGUAAGAAACUUCCUUCCAUGAACCAUUACUUCAAUUUGUGCAGUUAUCAUUGCAACUGUUUAGCUUGGUUGACCAGGCAGUCAACUGCUGUCUGCUGAAACGGCAUUGGUCCAUCACAAUCUCAAUCUUUGGUGGUUUACCAUUUUAGGUGGAAGCCAAUAGAUUCAUAGUAACUUCGGCAUUACAGCUGGAUUUCAUCUUGCUUUGCUUCUAUACUGUGUUGUAUUGGAUCUGUGUAACUUCAGAUGCGUCACAUACUCAUCAGCAUAAGUUAUUCGGUGCUUAGAUUUCUAGACAUUGUGUCUGGUUUGUUUUUAUCAGUAAGGAGCUAUAACAAGCUUGACUCUGUUGUCUGUUCGUCCCUUGUCUGAAAUAUGAUGUCAUAGUUGAUCUAGUUCCUGACAAGGCUUAGUCCGAAAUUCUUGUGCACAUACGUCAGAUGUCUGAGUUGUGAAUAUAUACACGAUAGGUUCUUGAACCUGCCUACCAAACAACUAGCUCUAGCUGAACGUGUAGUCUGUUUUAGAAUGGAUUAGAGAGAUUAUGAGGCCAUAUCAAUAUCUUGCCAGUAAGAACGAUCUCUGUCCCCGGUGCCACAAAUUAAUCGAAAAUAUCUGCUGAGAACUAACCAGGGGAGCAUGCAUUUAGUUCGUAUGUGAUUAAAUACGCACCUCGUGUUUACUUGACCAUGUUCUUUCUUUGGUGAUUGUGCAGGUUGGGGCGAAGGAUCACCAGAAGUUCCAAGCAUCUUAUGCAACAAUCCUCAAAGCUCACAUGACAGCUCUGAAGAAGAGGGAAAGGAAGGACAAGAAGAAGGCUGCAGAUGCAACAACGAACAAGAAAGACGGGGAGAGCUCGAAAAACAGAAAACCUAAGAAGGUCUGAUGAUGCUUUUGCUUGUUAGGAAAGAAAACAUGCAGUUUGCUUUUAACUUUCUUCGUUUCACAAAGGACAGAGGGGUUAAUUGGAACUUAACUUUGCGGGAACAAGUAGAGAAUUGUCCAUUUUGUUUUGGCGCAAUGCAGAUUGCUGCCAGGUUUUGGAUACCCUUGGUAAUUGUCCAUUUUGUCCUCACGGCCAGUCCAAUUCCUUACCGGAGACUGAAUCCACUCCGGCCACUGAAAAUCCUCUCUUUUAUUAACUUCCCUCCCCCCAAUUUUCCGAUCACACUCCACAUCUUCCAAUCUUCGGUUUCGCCCAGCUGUUUCUCAAUGUCUCAAUCCAUCGCCAUCACCAUCGCCGACGGAUACAAAAUCCAGCAACCUCACAACGGCAAAUCACAACCCCGGCGGCGCAGCUGCUGCAAAUCCACCUUCUUCAUCAUCUUCGCCGUCGCCCUAAUCUGCGCCGUACCCGCCGUCACUAGCUUCCUUAUCUACCUCCAGCCGUCCCUCCCCACCGUCGCCAUGACCUCCUCCGCCGUCACCGUCAAAAACAUCUCUGCCAACAGCCUAGCCACCGUCAAAAACGUCUCCGCCGGCAGCCUCCUCACCGCCGCCUGGGAAGUCAGCUUCUCCAUCACCAAUGCCAACGAUGACGGAUUCCUCUACCACCGCCUCAUCGCCUACGCCGCCGCCGCUGACGACGGCGUCCGCAUAGCCAACGUUACCCUCCCGCCGUUCCGUCAGGCCGGACGCAGCGCCGCCACCCUGUCCGCCUCAUUCCCAUCGCUGAACUUCGUGGUGGACGACGACUGCGGGGCGGCCAACCGGACGAUCCUGAAGCCGUGUGGGCCCGUGCCGCUGAGGCUGGAGCUGGAGGCCGCGGCGGUUUACGAGCGGCGGAUGACGUGGCCGAGGAAGGGGAACGUGGUCGAGGUGGCAUGCGACCCAACGGAGGUGACGUUCCGACCGAACGAUACGAGAAUGGAGCUGGGUCCGUCGAGCUGCCGCGCCGACGGGGAGUGGCGGCGGUUGGUGGUGAAGUGCUGGGCCGUAUUCCGAACCUACAUCUUCUUCGUCGUCGUGUGUGUUGUGAUUUUGGGGUGUGUGCAUUAGGCGCGCGGUUUGGGUUUCUCUUUUUCUAAAGGGGAAUUUUUUUCUUUGAUAUUUUUUCCCCUAUUAAUUUUGUUUUGAGGCUAAUUUUGAUAGUAGCAUGCACUAGUAGGGAGUAGAGCAUAAAUUCGUCUGUAGAUGUGAUCAUGUGAAAUGAUUGUAAAAACGUGUCGAAAAGGUGUUUUAUACUGAAAUUGUGAUUUAAUUAUUGUUCAAUCAUAUCAUAUUAUUAAAUUAUAGUUUAAUUA
This is a messenger RNA of Linum trigynum, 3178 nucleotides long. NCBI's taxonomy places the organism in Eukaryota, Viridiplantae, Streptophyta, Magnoliopsida, Malpighiales, Linaceae. The record is from the annotation of a GenBank genome assembly.